Messenger RNA from Tyto alba (common barn owl), 1710 nucleotides. RefSeq names its product carbonic anhydrase 14 (gene CA14). Gene Ontology annotation, molecular function: zinc ion binding; carbonate dehydratase activity. Lineage: Eukaryota; Metazoa; Chordata; Aves; Strigiformes; Tytonidae. The transcript has 10 exons. Bases 104 to 1351 code for a protein of 415 amino acids. The record is from RefSeq and is a predicted model, not a curated record. Gene Ontology annotation, cellular component: plasma membrane.
GCCCCACGCCCCGACGCCCCAGGGAUGGCCCCUCCGUCCCCCCCGGUCCCGGGUGGGUAUUUAAGGCCGGGCCGGUGGCACCAGGUCCCCCCACCCCCCGGACAUGCUGCGUGCCCUGCUGCUGCUGGGGGGCUUGGCCCCCAGCCUGCCCGCCGGUCCCCACUGGGCAUAUGAGGGCCCCCACGGGCAGCAGCACUGGCCCGAGGGCCACCCGGCUUGCGGGGGCCGAGCCCAGUCGCCCAUCGAUAUCCGGACGCAGCGGGCGCAGCCGGACCCCUCGCUGCCGCCCCUUCGCCCCGUGGGCUACCACCGCCCCGGCACCCCGACCUUCACCCUCGCCAACAACGGCCACACCGCCGUGCUGGGGCUGCCGCCCUCCCUGCGGCUCCAGGGGCUGCCCCGCAGCUUCGCCGCCGCUCAGCUCCAUUUCCACUGGGGCCGGUCUGGUCGUACUGGUGGUGCCGAGCAUCUCCUCGAUGGCCACCGGGCCCCCGCCGAGAUGCACGUGGUGCACUACGACGCGGAGCGCUACGCCAACGCCAGUGAGGCGCAGCACCACACCGGGGGGCUGGCCGUGCUCGGAGUCCUCCUGGAGGUGGGUGCUGACCCCCACCCUGCCUAUGACAACAUCCUGAGCCAUCUCGGGAGCAUCCGCUACGCAGGGCAGACGACAGCCAUCCCCUCCUUCAGCGUGCAGGACCUGCUGCCCCGGCGCCUGGAUCUCUACUACCGCUACAACGGGUCCCUCACCACCCCUCCCUGCUUCCAGGGUGUCCUCUGGACCCUCUUCCAGCAGCCCGUCCGCAUCAGCCUGGCCCAGGGCCCAAGGGGUAUUCAACAGGUGAAGUCGUUGCCAUCAUCUUCGGCACCGGCUCCGGCUGCCUCUGCCUUUUCCUCAUCGUUCACUUUGUGGCCAAGAGGAUGCGAGCGAGGAGGGCGCAGGAACAGGACGUCGUGUUCAAAGCCUCCUCCCGCCACACCCCCUCCGACGACGGCCCUCGCCCUUGAACCCCAGCCCAGGCUGGGCUGUGACAGACCCCCCCAGACCUCCCCCCCCCCAGUACCAGGGGAGCUGCCCGGGGCUCAGCCCCACGGCAGCGGCAGCUCCUGCCCUGGCCCCACUGGAAAUAAAGCCCCUUCCCCACCCCACAGCACUGGUGGCUCAUUACUGGGGAGGGAAAGGGACCCAAUGGGCUUGGGGGCUGGAUCCUGUCAGCCCCAAGAAACCAGGACUCCCCUCAAAACUGGGAGCAAAGCAAAAAAGGGGUGGGGGGGAGAUCAACCCCUCUUCCCCCCCCCAACCCCCAUUACAGAAGUCGCCUCAGUGCCGUGGUACCCAUCGCUCUAUUAAAAGGGUUUUACUCUGAAUCAGAAAAAUAAUUUACCCCCCUCCCAGUUGCACAGCAGAGUAACGAGUUCCCCCGCUGCCGGGGGAAGCAGAAAGGGGGGUGAGUGGGACAGAGCACCCCCCAAUCCCAGCUCCCCCUGCUUCUGCGGAGGCUGAGCAGGGAACGGCAGCAGGCUGUGGUGGUGGGGAGGGGGAGAAAUGCGAGGGAAGGGGGGGUCCUGCCCCGAGCCCCGCAAGCCCCCUCGCACCCCAGGGCACCCGGCCCCACUCCUGCCUCCCCCCGCAGCCAUACCCUGUCAGGAAAAAAAGUUUAACGGCAGCCGCUAACGGGGUUGCCCACAAGCACUGGUCGGAUCCCCCCC